GAUCCAGAUCUAUAGGCGCUCACAGGAAUCCAAAUGCGAUCGCUGCUCCACGCCAAGGAUGAAGAGCUCGUCGGAUCGGCCGACAGGUACCGCCAUUCUUCUUGCUCCGAUUCCCCUCCUCCUCCUCCUCCUCCUCCUCCUGUGCUCUUCGAUCGGGAGGGGCAGCAGCCAGGGCUGCUCCAAGGACAGCCCUCUCGUCGGAUUCUCGGCCGAUCUCGGCAUGAUCCAGCACCAGCUGCGGGGCCGCGUGACCAUCCUCGACGACUGUAGCUUCCGCGUCACGGGAUUCGACAUGAUCCAGGGCUCGCCCCACGUCUGCUGGUGGGGAUCUCUGGGCGAGGAUUUUCGCAACCUCACGCAGGGAUUCCCAGUCUCGGCCGCGCCGCUCAACCACACUCUCCUCAGCGACGACAUGGAAUUUCAGCUCCUGGAGAAUGUGACUUGGGAAAAAAUCCAAGUCCUCGCGGUCUGGGACGAGAUCACAGCCUCGGACUUUGGUCACGUAGUUCUUGACUCGAGCUGGAAGAAUUCGAGCUCUUCUUCUUCUUCGCAAAGAAAGGUUCCAGCCACAGUCUUGGAGAACUGCGUGGAGCUUAGCCCGCUAUACAGGCUAAGGUGGAGCUUGCUUCCAGGGAAUUCUAGCUCGCUUCCAGGGAAUGGUUCUUCGGUGGAUAUAGCGCUCGAGGCAGUGGUGCCGGAGACGAAGUAUAUGGCGUUUGGAUGGGCGAUGCCAGGGAAAGAGAACUACUUGAUGAUGAACGCGGACGUGGUGGUGGCGGGAUUUAAGAACAGGGACACACCCUUCGCGGAGGACUACUACAUCAGCAAGUAUAGCGAAUGCAACUGGGACUUUCAGAAUCCAUCCGGUGUGUGUCCCGACGUUGUUUACGACAGUAGCAGCGACAACAGCACCACUGUGCUUGUCCACGGCCAGCACGUAGACGGAGUAGCGUUCGUCCGCUACAACAGGCCGCUGUAUAGCUCCGACACCAAGCUCGACGUCUCGAUCGAUCCCAGCGCCAACAUGACUGUGAUAUGGGCGCUCGGUCCGCUCAAGCCACCGGACAGCUUGCAGCCGUUUUACUGGCCGCAGAACCACGGUGGUCCGGGGAGAGUCUCGUUUGGACACGUAAACUUGGUUCUCUCCGACGCUGUGAAUCAGUGCUCGGGCCCCCUGGUGGCGACGGAAGCCGAGCCGACGAUCGACGUGAUUGUAGCGGACAGAGGCUCUCCGCUCGUGGUUACGUCGGAGGAAGCGGCACACUAUCCGAAUCCACCCAGCCCGACCAAAGUUCUCCACAUCAACAAGAAGGAGGCUCCCAUUGUCCAAGUUGAGAGGGGCGUUCCAGUGAUUUUUUCCAUACAAGCGGGUCACGACGUCGCGUUCUACAUCACCUCGGACCCCGUUGGGGGGGCGACAAAUCCAAACGAGACCAUUUUUGCGGGUGGCCCGGAUGCUCACGGAGUGUUGUCGCAUCCGUUGGCUUUGAGCUGGCUUCCAAACAGGACGACGCCGGACGAAGUAUACUACCAGGCUUUCUUCGAGAAGAAGAUGGGAUGGAAAAUCCAGGUGGUGGAUGGCGGCCUCUCGGACAUGUACAAUAGCAGCGUCGUUUUGGCCGAGCAACAGGUGACGGUUUUUUGGACGACGAGUGGCACGAACAUAUCGUUCGCGGUGAGAGGCGAGCGAAAGAGCGGCUAUCUCGCGAUAUCCUUUGGCAGAGGGAUGGUGAACUCGUUCGCCUACGUAGGCUGGGUAGGGGCGGACGGGACUGGAUACGUGAAAAGCUACUGGAUCGACGGCAGGGACGCGUCAAACAUUCAUCAAACAAGCGAGGAGCUGUGGGACAGGAGGUGCUCGUCCGAGAAGGGUGCAGUGACUUUCGAGUUCACCAGGAGCUUGCAACCGCGGUGCUCGUCGGACAACGACAAGGCCUGCAAGAAGAACGUCGUGGAUCCAUCGGUGCCGCUGAGGAUCGUCUGGGCGAUGGGAUCAAAGUGGGACGCAAACUUCCCGUCGGACAGAAACAUGCACGACAGAACGAGCAGGAAGGCAACGGUGAUCUACCUGGAGAAAGGCGCGGCCGAGGCGGACGAAGAAGUGAAGCCCGUUCUCGUCGUCCACGGGUUUAUGAUGUUCCUGGCCUGGGCGGUCUUGUUCCCGGGAGGCGUGGUAGCGGCAAGGUAUCUCAAACACUUGGAGAACAACGUUUGGUUCCAGGCACACACUUAUCUCCAGUACUCGGGCGUCACCGUGAUGCUGCUAGCCUUCCUGUUCGCGGCUGCCGAGCUCCGGGGCCUCCACACAGAGACGGUGCACGUAAAGCUGGGACUGUUCAGCAUUCUCCUGGCUUGCUUCCAGCCGGUGAAUGCGUUCUUCCGCCCCGCAAAGUCUCCGCCGGGCCAGCAGCAGCACAAGCUGAGGAUGAUUUGGGAGUACUUGCACGUCUACUCGGGGAGGGGCGUGCUGGUUUUUGGGCUCGUCACUUUGGCCUCGGGGAUGUCUCUACUGGCGGAUAUCUAUGGGAGCGAGCACGUCCGGGGCUUUGAGUGGGCCUUGCUCGGCUGGGUGUUCAUGGUCUCUGGGAUCAUUGGCUACUUGGAGCUGAGACAGUUUUGGAACAAGGGAAAAGCUCGAGAGGCUCCUCCGGCGUGGGACGCGGAUGGGCGAUCGGUUCACGUCCUGGACGACAGUGAUGAGGAGCGCGAAGAUGACUCUGCGGGCUUGCUGGUGAAUGGAAACUCGCGGCACGAGUUCCCAGCGGCAUCGAGAGGGAUGGAAGUCCAGCUAGAAGCAUUCCAUUGAUGUGCUGAGUAUAUAUAUAACUUAGGAUAGUCUGGAAUUCUCACAAAAAAUCUUUGUUAGUCUGUAGUCUGAAAAUCAAUUUUAUGUGUUAAACAAAAUUCAACUUA
Messenger RNA from Selaginella moellendorffii, 2913 nucleotides. Its product is annotated as cytochrome b561, DM13 and DOMON domain-containing protein At5g54830. Lineage: Eukaryota; Viridiplantae; Streptophyta; Lycopodiopsida; Selaginellales; Selaginellaceae. The transcript has a single exon. Bases 59 to 2806 code for a protein of 915 amino acids. The record is from RefSeq and is a predicted model, not a curated record.